Messenger RNA from Quercus robur (English oak), 1657 nucleotides. Its product is annotated as isocitrate dehydrogenase [NAD] regulatory subunit 3, mitochondrial. Gene Ontology annotation, biological process: isocitrate metabolic process; tricarboxylic acid cycle. The record is from RefSeq and is a predicted model, not a curated record. Gene Ontology annotation, cellular component: mitochondrion. Lineage: Eukaryota; Viridiplantae; Streptophyta; Magnoliopsida; Fagales; Fagaceae. Bases 213 to 1313 code for a protein of 366 amino acids. The transcript is spliced from 4 exons. Gene Ontology annotation, molecular function: isocitrate dehydrogenase (NAD+) activity.
UAUUUCUGGAGACAUUUUUGUUUACCAUUUUUUUCUCGUGAGUUUUAAUUUUUCUGAAAAUAGAUACCUCUAAUAAAUUUCAUAAAGUUCCACUCAGUGUCGUAAUUCGUAGUAAACUCCUCGCUCUCUCUCUUUGUUUCUUCUCUGCUUACAUUUGGCGCAGCCUUUCAAACAUACAAACAGAGAGAGAGAACCCGAACCCGUGGACCCAAAUGGCCCGAAGAUCCGUACCCGUUCUAAAACAACUCCUCUCGAACUCACCGAUCCUCAACCAGACCCGAUCCGUGACCUACAUGCCCCGACCCGGCGACGGAGCUCCGCGCGCCGUGACGUUGAUCCCGGGCGACGGGAUCGGACCUCUGGUGACCGGCGCGGUGGAGCAGGUGAUGGAGGCGAUGCACGCGCCGAUCUACUUCGAGCGCUACGACGUGCACGGCGACAUGAAGAGAGUCCCCGAGGAAGUCAUGGACUCGAUCAGGAAGAACAAGGUGUGCUUGAAGGGAGGACUGGCUACUCCGAUGGGCGGUGGAGUCAACUCGCUGAACAUGCAGCUGAGAAAGGAGCUCGAUCUCUACGCUUCGCUCGUCAAUUGCUUCAACCUACCUGGACUCCCCACGCGCCACGAGAACGUCGAUAUCGUUGUUAUUAGGGAAAACACUGAGGGCGAGUACUCAGGGCUCGAACACGAGGUCGUUCCUGGCGUUGUUGAAAGCCUUAAGGUGAUAACGAAGUUCUGUUCAGAGAGAAUUGCACAGUAUGCGUUUGAGUAUGCUUACUUGAACAAUAGAAAGAAAGUGACUGCUGUGCACAAAGCAAACAUUAUGAAGCUUGCUGAUGGUCUAUUCUUAGAAUCUUGUCGAGAGGUUGCCACAAAAUAUCCCGGGAUCCAGUACAAUGAGAUUAUUGUGGACAACUGCUGCAUGCAACUUGUUUCAAAGCCUGAGCAAUUUGAUGUCAUGGUGACACCCAAUCUUUAUGGUAAUCUAGUAGCAAAUACAGCAGCUGGUAUUGCUGGUGGCACAGGAGUCAUGCCAGGAGGCAAUGUUGGGGCUGAUCAUGCUAUUUUUGAGCAAGGCGCUUCAGCAGGAAACGUGGGCAAUGACAAACUACUGGAGCAAAAGAAAGCAAACCCAGUGGCCCUGCUUCUUUCGUCUGCCAUGAUGCUGAGACAUCUCCAGUUUCCUUCAUUUGCUGAUCGAUUAGAAAAUGCUGUAGAACAAGUAAUUAAAGAGGGCAAGUACCGAACAAGAGACCUUGGUGGACAGAGCACUACCCAGGAGGUUGUUGAUGCAGUCCUAGCUGCCUUGGACUGAUUGAGAACAUACUCGUGUCCACCUCUGCCUUGGACUGACUGACAAUAUACUUGUUACCACCGCUGCUAAACAGUUUUGCGAUUUAGCAGGGAAUUCUUACCUGCGUGUAUUCUUUAUUUCUCAUCUUCAUAAAUAUUUUAGAUUCAUUUCCUCUUAAUCACUAUUAAAAUGAUUUUUUGGUCUAAAUAAUAGCAAUUUUAACAUGAAAAUUGGUGUUUUUUGGAGGGGAAAAUAAUCAGAAUGUGAUCAUAUACUUCAAUUCUCUGAUGUGAUGAACUCAGGUGUAUUCUAAUUUUUAUAUAUCAGGGCUAAGUAUGGUAUCUGGGAAAAGUUGACUGGAGAAA